Molecule: messenger RNA, 1528 nt
Organism: Linderina pennispora
Lineage: Eukaryota; Fungi; Kickxellomycota; Kickxellomycetes; Kickxellales; Kickxellaceae
Exons: 4
Coding region: 23-1528 (501 amino acids)
Biological process (GO): reductive iron assimilation; cellular response to iron ion starvation
Cellular component (GO): high-affinity iron permease complex
Molecular function (GO): ferroxidase activity; copper ion binding
Source: RefSeq, a predicted model, not a curated record
CCAUCUUCAAUAUAGACGCAAAAUGCUUCUCAACUUUCUAGCCGUCCUCCCUAUCGCCCUAGCGGCCCGUGUUGUUGUCAACUGGGACGUGGGCUACGUGAUGGCCAAUCGCGACGGCGUCAGGAUGCGACGCUGCAUCGGCGUCAACGGGCAGGUGCCCAUCCCGCCUAUCGAAAUGACAGUCGACGACACGCUGGUUCUAAACGUCCACAACUCGCUUGACCAGCCGACAUCAGUCCACAGCCACGGGAUAUUCCAGAACGGCACCAACUACAUGGACGGCCCGCUGAUGGUCACCGAAUGCGGCAUCCCGCCGGGCGAGUCGUUCACAUAUGAAUACCAGAUCACGCAGACUGGGACGUUUUGGCUCCACGGCCACGCGCAAGCGCAGAAUUCCGACGGAUUGCGUGCACCACUGAUUGUCAGGGACAAAGUGAAGCCGUACGAGUAUGACGACGAAUACACGUUUGCGCUCGAGGACUGGUAUUCCAAGGAAUUUGCAGAGAGACAUGCGGAGAUUAUGGACCCUACCAAGGACUUCCCGCCCAAGCCCUCGUUUCCGACGGCGCUGAUAAACGGCUACAGCGGCAAUGCUGCCCAGCCCGUUGCAUUUGCGCCUGGCAAGACAUACCGUGUCCGUGUCAUUAACAUGUCUACUACCGAGAACUUCCAGUUCAGCAUUCCCGGCCACACGCUCAAUGUCAUCGAGGCGGAUGGUAUUUACUCUCUGCCGCAUGCGGUAGAUAUCCUGGACCUGACUCCGGGCCAGCGGUACUCAGCACUGGUGACGGCAAAGAACUCCAACGAGUUCAACUACUACUACAACGCCACAGUGUAUAUCGGCCUUGAAUUGAUGGUUCUGCAAGUCAACCCACGCGUGUACCUUGGUCUGGUCGAAUACAAGCAUGGCGCCCCAGAAAGAGUGAUUGAUGAUAUUGAAUUGUCAAACAAGGACCGCACGCCACUGCUGCCAGUCGACCGCACCAUCGACCUGGUUGUUGCUGAUCAUCUGUAUACUAGCGGAGAGACACUAGCCUCCGUCAACAAUAUCACCUACAUUGAGCCCAAAAUCCCGACCCUGCUCUCGGCGCUAUCCCUGGGAGACCUGGCGCAUAACCCGGUUGCAUACGGACCGCAAACGAACGCAAUCGUGUUGAACCACAUGGAGUACAUUGAGUUCAAUAUCAUCAACCCGACGGACCGCGACCACCCGAUGCACAUCCACGGACAUGUGCUCCAGAUUGCUGAAUACGGGCCAACCCCGGGGCCGUACUUUAGCCCGCAUAACACGUCGUUUGUUACUCCAGUGCCGCCGCAACGCAAGGUCGCCAGCCCGUUCCCGAUUGCCCGCGAUACAGUGGAGCUCUCGGCGUUCACAUACACCAAGCUGCGCUUGCGCGCAGAUAACCCGGGCGUCUGGAUCAUGCAUUGCCAUGUCGCGACAGUGGUCGAGGCUCCGGAUGUGCUUGCGAGAACACUGAGGAUGCCGGAGGAAAUGCUGCAGAUUGCCGCGCAGUCAAGUGCUUGA